This is a messenger RNA of Paramuricea clavata, 306 nucleotides long. NCBI's taxonomy places the organism in Eukaryota, Metazoa, Cnidaria, Anthozoa, Malacalcyonacea, Plexauridae. The record is from the annotation of a GenBank genome assembly.
AUGAUUCAAAGAAAACGAAUUUUACAACAAAGUGGAAUAUUCCUCAAACAGAAUCCAGGUGAAGCUCAUCUCACAAUUGAUGAACUGCGUGAAAUGGCUGCCAGUAUCGAUGCUAAUGUAUUUAUGUCUAAAGUGUCGAGAUAUGUUGGCAAUAUUGCAGGUACUAAUGCUUACUGGAAUAGAGUAAGAGAGGAACUCAAAGCUAUCAUAACUAGUGUUGGAGCACCAACAUUAUUUUUCACUUUCUCUUCUGCAGAUAUGCAUUGGCCUGAGUUGCAUGCUUUAUUUAAAGCUGAUCGAUACUGA